AUGCGCUCUCCAGCGUUCCCUCCACGCCGGCCGUCGGCCCUCCUGCGGUACAUUGUCGCCGGCGUCGUCAUCACCCUCUGCCUGUACUGGAUGAGCGGCCCCUCGGCACCCUUCCCCUCGCCCUCGACCUCCUCCACAGCAUUCGCCCCGAACACUGGUGCGGAGGCCAACUAUGCGCCCGCCGACAAACCUGAGGACCUACCUCAAAAGGCCCAGGAGGAACCAGCACCGAUAUAUCACGAUCAGGAGCCGGAGGAGAAGAAGAAGCAGGAGCCUCUUGCCGAGGACAACUCCCUCGCAGAUGAUGUACGGGAAGGAAAUGCGGCUCCGGUUCUGGCGCCAACCACGACGACAGUAGCAGCAGUCGCCGCCGAGACGAACACACAGGCCAAAGCCCCAGCAGCCACGACGACUGGCCACCCGAUCGAGCACCUCAUCUCGAGCGCCGAAAAGCAAUUCGCCGAUGUCCUCUCCCAGGAGUCCCGGUCCCUCGCCGACGCUGCUGCCGCCUACCGCAAGCAGCGCGGCCGACAUCCCCCGCCGGGCUUCGACAAGUGGUACAAGUUCGCGGUGGAGCGCAAUGCUGUCAUGGUCGAGUCGUUCUGGGACCAGAUCUACCACGACCUGCAGCCUUUCUGGGCCCAGCCGCCACCGUUGAUCCGCAAGGAGGCUUGGGACUAUGAGAUGACCAUCCAUAUCCGGGACGGCAAUGCGACCAGUAGCAGCAACUGGUUCUGGACGAAGAUCUGGCGGGAGAUGAUCGAGACGAUCCAGCACCUCUUGCCCGACAUGGAUCUCGCCCUGAACGCCAUGGACGAGCCGCGGCUCGUCGUGCCCUGGGAGGACAUGGACGCGUACAUGACCAAGGCUGCAACGACUUUCGGCCUGGCUGAUCCCAAGGAUGUUGUUGACCAGUUCCAGAAGCUGGCUCCGCCUGGAGAAGGCGCAGACAAGUCAGAGGUGUCAGCCAACAAGGAUUGGGAGAACACAAAACCGUAUUGGGAAAUUGCGCGCCGCGGCUGCGCGCCCGACAGCCCGGCUCGCAAAGCAGACGUGAUGCGUGACUUCGAUCACGCCCCCGUCAUCUCCUCGUCCCUCGCCGCGCCGCACCAGUAUCAAGGCUUCGUAUCCAACUUCACCCUCUCCACCGAGUUCUGCCACCAGCCCGAUCUGCAAGGUCUUAACGGGAUCUUCGUCGAGCCGCUCUCGGUGUCCGCGACCAAGGUUCUGUUCCCAAUGUUCGGAGGAUCGAAGCUCGCCGUGAACAACGAAAUCCUGCUGCCGGCGCCGAUGUACUGGAAUGAGGAGGAACGCUUCACCGGCGGAAACGACCAUGGCGGGCCCUGGGGGGAGAAGAAGAACGAGGCGAUAUGGAGAGGAGUUGCUACAGGUGGCCAUAAUCGUGCGACCAACUGGAAGGCUUUCCAGCGACACCGCUUCGUAGCAAUGAACAACGGCACCUCGCUGACGGCAGCGGAGAACUGGUCGGAGCUGCCGCCCAACUUCGUCCUGCCGCCCGCAUCGUACCACCUCCAGGCGCAGACGGACGGCAAGCUCGGGAAAUGGGUCGACACCUGGGCGAACGUGUCGUUUGUCGAUCUCAUGUGCGAUCCUAAGCAGACGGAAAAUAAGUGCAACUACACGUCGCCACACUUUACCGUGACGAAGGGCAUCAAGAUGAAGGAGCAGUUUGGGUCAAAAUACCUGCCGGACAUUGACGGCAACUCCUUCUCGGGCCGCUACCUGGGCUUCCUCCGGAGCACGUCGUUGCCAAUCAAGGCGACGCUGUGGCACGAGUGGCACGACAGCCGGCUGGUUGCGUGGAAGCACUUUGUGCCGAUGGACAACCGGUACGAGGACUGGUACGGCAUCAUGGAGUACUUCCUGGGGUAUGGCGACAAGGUGCCGGGCCACGAUGCUGCCGCCGAGAAGAUUGCCAGCGAUGGUAAGGCCUGGGCUGAGCGAGUUUUGAGGAAAGACGACAUGCAGAUCUACGUGCUCCGCCUAUUGCUGGAGUAUGCGAGAGUCACGGACGAGAGGAGGGAGAAGAUGGGCUGGGUGGGCGACUUAUUGAGCGACGGCAGCAAUGCCGCCAGGUGA
Phaeoacremonium minimum UCRPA7 is the source of this 2100-nucleotide messenger RNA. RefSeq names its product putative glycosyltransferase family 90 protein. The record is from RefSeq and is a predicted model, not a curated record. The transcript is spliced from 2 exons. Bases 1 to 2100 code for a protein of 699 amino acids. Lineage: Eukaryota; Fungi; Ascomycota; Sordariomycetes; Togniniales; Togniniaceae.